Molecule: messenger RNA, 1746 nt
Organism: Phyllotreta striolata
Lineage: Eukaryota; Metazoa; Arthropoda; Insecta; Coleoptera; Chrysomelidae
Source: the annotation of a GenBank genome assembly
AUGGAGCAAAAUACAACUGCUCAGAAUACUACCACUGAGGAACAAAACCCCUAUGCUUAUUUGGAACGAGAUUUCUCGUCUGAAAAUUAUAAAAUAGAAGUAAAAAAUUUGCCAAAAUAUUAUGGAAUCAAUGAAUUUCGUAAAUUGUUGAAUGAAAAAUUGAAGUUAAAUUCGAAUAAAGUAAAAACCACGAGAAAGAACAGCCCUUUCGCUUUCGUUUGUUUCCGCAGCGACGAAGACAGAGACAAUGCAUUAAAAGUACUUGAUAAAUAUAAGUGGAAAGGAAAGGAGUUGGUAGUAAUGAAAGCUAAACCUGCUCCUGAUCCGCUAGUGAAGAAGAGAAAAGAAGAUUGCGAUGAGCAAGGUGGCAAAAGAGCUAAAUUCGAAGGGUCUUUGGAGGAGCGAUUAAAAAAUUCAACUAUACCAUUUUGGAACGUUGAAUAUUCAAAGCAGUUGGAAGAAAAACAAGAAAACGUGAGGAAAGUAUUACAAAAACUCGGAAAUGGCCUGGCUCAUAAUAAUCCAGAAUUACAAAAGUGGAUAGAAAAUCAAAAAGUACUGUACAAUGGCUUACCUUGUGAAUUGAGUAAUAUACGAUAUGCAGACGAAAAUAACGGGUACAGAAAUAAAUGCGAAUUUACUGUGGGUUUAGACGAAGAAACUAAACUUCCCACCGUCGGUUUCAGAAUAGGAAGUUAUGUAAAUGGUACUACGGGUGUAGGACCCGUUGAAAACUUAAUGCAUAUUCCAGAAUCCAUGAAACUAGCUGUUAAAUUGUUCGAAAAGUUCGUUAGAACCUCUGACUUAGAUGUUUUUAAUCCCGAAUUCCACACUGGCCAUUAUCGACAAUUAAUGGCCAGAUCAGCCACUAAACAACUGAUGUUAGUUGUGGGCAUACACCCGCAGGAUUUAACCGAAGACAAAUUAAACGAAUUCAAAAGCAAAUUAAUCGAUUACUUCAACUCGGGAGAUGGAAAAAGCGCUAACGUAACUUCAUUGUACUACCAGAAGAUAGUCAAAAAGAAUCAUAAUAACGAUGUAACACCAUCGGAACACCUUUGGGGAGACACACACAUAUACGAAGAAAUUUUAGGCUUGAAAUUCAAAAUAUCCCCAGAAGCUUUCUUUCAAAUUAACACGAAAGGCGCUGAAGUUUUGUACCAAGCUGCCAUGGAACUGGCCGAGCCGCUCGAUAAUUCGACAGUACUGGACGUUUGCUGCGGUACAGGGACAAUCGGUUUGUGCUUCUCGAAGAAAUGCAAGCAAGUUUUGGGUAUAGAGAUAAUCCCACAAGCGAUCGAAGAUGCUAAAGAAAACGCUAAAUUGAAUCAAAUAACAAACGCUGAUUUUGUAGCUGGAAAGGCCGAAGACACUCUAGGGAAUGUUUGUUUUAAAUCGACCGGAGAAAAUAUAAUCGCCGUCCUAGAUCCACCUAGAGCGGGAAUUCACAAAAAGGGCGUUUGUCAAAUAAGAAAAAUAUCGAAAAUCAACAAAGUCGUGUACGUUUCGUGCAAUCCAUCCGCUGCAUUGGAAAAUUUCAUCGACUUCGGUAGACAGGAAUCGAAGAAAAUCAACGGGGACGCUCUGGUGCCCACGAAAGCGGUAGCUGUGGACAUGUUCCCUCAUACGAAGCACUGCGAGCUCGUCAUUUGCUUCGAACGGUGGCUCAAAGUGGGUAAAGAAUUCCAAAGCGAACUGCAAGGUAACAGCGACGAAGCAAUCGAUGGAAAAGAUGUAGAUAAAUAG